This is a messenger RNA of Apis dorsata (giant honeybee), 5495 nucleotides long. RefSeq lists its product as uncharacterized. The transcript is spliced from 13 exons. The record is from RefSeq and is a predicted model, not a curated record. Gene Ontology annotation, molecular function: dopamine beta-monooxygenase activity; copper ion binding. Gene Ontology annotation, biological process: norepinephrine biosynthetic process; octopamine biosynthetic process; dopamine catabolic process. Bases 275 to 5287 code for a protein of 1670 amino acids. NCBI's taxonomy places the organism in Eukaryota, Metazoa, Arthropoda, Insecta, Hymenoptera, Apidae. Gene Ontology annotation, cellular component: secretory granule membrane.
AGAGAGAGAGAGAGAGAGAAAGAGAGAAGUGGUGAGGUUCGAUUCCGAGAAUUUAAUCGUUCUUUUUCUGAAAUUUCUCGAAUUAUGAUCGAUAAUUCGCUUCUAUUCGAGGGGUUCUAAGUGAAUUCUUUUCCCAACGACAAGGGGACGACUGUAUGGGUUGGGAAUCGUGGAGAAAUUCGUAGAGAAGAAGAAUCGUAUGAAGUUGACGGAGAGGUGAGCGAGCGAGCGAGCGAGCGAGCGAGCGAAGAGGAAGAAGAAGAAGAGGAAGAAGAUGCUGUUGCUCAGGCUGAUCGUGGUAUCGAGCCUUUGUUGGGUGGCCAGGUGCGAUUUAUUGGACCUGUACGUCCAACACAUGGACGAGGCCAUGAAAACUUUGGCCUACAGGAGCAGGCAUCAUCGUCCAAAAGACGUGAGGAUGAAAAGAAGCGUUCGGGAGGAGCAGCCGCUUCUUAGAAUCGGCACGUUCAAGAAACAAAGGUUGGACGUCGAUAAAGAUUGGUACGCGCAAUGGAAGGCGAAGAGGAAGAUCCUCCCUUACAAAGAGGACGGCCUCGACUUUCCCAAUUCGAGGGAGGAAAACUUGGACCCGAAUCAACACGAGCUGGUCGACGAUAAUAAUCCUGCUCGAGUCCCCGGCCGAGAAUCCGAGGAAACGACGACGACAAUGACGAGCAGGCGAUACGCGAUCGACAACGAAACGACGGGCGACGAGCUCGACAUCGAAGUUUCGAAGGAAGAAUCGACGCGGUCGAACCACGACACCGCGUUCCCCGACGAACGAAUGUCGAUCGACAACAACGAGGAUCGAUCGAGGGGGAUGGAGUCGCGGGAGGAGACCACCCGGACGAUGGAUUUUCGACGCGACAUCGAGAUCGUGGGCAAUUCCCAAUAUGAGAUUAUCGGCCAUGAGCCACCGAACACCCACCUGCUCGACGAUCCUACGUUGAAAAGUAUUCCAAAGUCGCGAGACCGCGUCCCCAAGAAGUAUAUACCGCCUAUGGAUAAAUUGGCCAAGCUUUUUCGUGGCCACGCGAAAUACGUGGCUAAUUGGGAGGAGGUCGUCCUCGAGUGGGAUCCCUCGGACGAGGAGAUGGUCACUUUCAAGGUGACCGCGAAAACCUUGGGAUACGUCGGCAUUGGAUUCAACGAGAAAAACCACAUGAAGGGGGCUGACAUCCUGCUGGCCUGGGUCGACGAUCACACGGGCACCGUCAAUCUGCUGGACUCGCACGGGAUCGAGGAGCCAGAGGCGGCACUAGUCACGGACACGUCCCAAGAUGUCAAAGUGCUGGGUGGUUCGCAGAACCAAACUCACACGAGCGUGAUCUUCUCGCGUAGCUGGCAGACCUGCGACCCUCAGGAUCAUCGGCUUACGCCACCGGUUUCAGACAACGUGGACACCACCUACUGGUGCAAAAUUUUCAAGGCCCCUCACAAAGAGAAGCACCACAUGAUCGGGUACACGCCAUUGGUGGAGAAGGAGAACGAGGAUUUGGUCCAUCACAUAAUAUUGUACGAGUGCGCUUCGACCCUGCCAAUAUUAGGGCAACACGCGAGAAUCGUCGGGGCGCCUUGUUACAGUCCGACGAUGCCACGGGAGUGGGAAUCCUGUUUGCAACCGGUGUUGGCCUGGGCUCGGGGUAGCACAGGGGAAUGGCUUCCGGAGCACGUCGGCAUUUCCAUUGCUGAGCAUUCGGAAGGUUCUUAUUACAUGCUGGAGGUGCAUUACAAUAAUCCGAGCAUGAGGAAGGUGGUGGACAGCAGCGGUGUACGCCUUCACCUGACUCCCAAACUUCGCCCCCAGGAGGCGGGGAUUCUCGUUGCUGGCGUUGCAGUGAGCCCUCUUCAUCUCAUCCCCCCUAAACAAAAGGAAUACGCCACGGCGGGAUACUGCACUCCACAUUGCACGCACACGAUGUUCCCCGAGAGCGGAGUGAACAUCGUUUCGGUAGUGCUGCACUCCCACCUGGCCGGUCGGCGGCUAAGUCUGAAGCAUAUCAGGCAGGGCAAGGAAUUACCAAGGAUAGUUGAGGACAAUCACUUCGACUUCGAGUACCAGCAGUCUCACACUCUGGAAAAGGAAGUGAAGGUACUUCCGGGGGACGAGUUGGUGGCCGAGUGCGUUUACGGCACUCUGGAUAGGACCAAGCCUACCUUGGGAGGAUACGCGGCGUCUCAGGAGAUGUGUCUUGCCUUCGUAGUCCACUAUCCGAGAACACCGCUCGCUGCUUGCUACAGCAUGACGCCGUUGAAGCAUCUGUUCAAAACGUUAGGGGUGUACAGCUUCAAAGGUGUCACUAUGGACCAUUUGGAGAAGCUUUUCCUAACGACCAGAACGGAUGCCGUGACCAUUCCUUCGACCGGCCAACAGCAACUUCCUAUCUACCCAGCAACGAGGCCUAGCGAGGAUAUCGACGAAGAGCUUAUUAGGGAGGCCAAGUCGGCGUUGAGGGCCGUGAAAGAUUACACUCUGGAACAGGAUAACGAAAAUGUUUUCUCUAGAUUGAUCAUCGAGGAACCGGAAGAGUUCAGAGGUCGAACUUUGGCGGAGCACAUGCUGGCGUUACCCUGGACCGAAGAACUUCUCGCAAGAGCCAUCGAGCAGAACCUGUAUCACGGAAGACACAUGACUUUCUGUAGAAAGAGAGACGACAAGCUUGCUCUGCCAGCAGACAUACAAACGUUCCCUAAUUACACGGAAUUACCGGAAGUAAAUGAAACGAUGUGCACGGAAAUGGCAAAAUUAUCCAAUGCGUCGGGGGCCUCGUACUUCGAUAUCGUCACGUUCCUCACGAUUCUAAUCCUGACAAUCGUCAUGCGGCGUACACGAUACGUUGCAUUGCCAGUGAGGGCUUGGCAUUACGUCGGCCUUCUGGUGGUCUCCCUCGCCUGCCUCACGUUAGGCCUGGUCUCCAGGGACAAGGAAGGCCGUGCAGGAAGUUUGGCGGGACCUGAAUUAAAGCACCAAGCACCUCACGAAGUGGAUGCCUGCCCUAACUUGACUCCUUUCACCAAGAUGCCUUCUUGCUCGAGCUUCGAGCAGGACCAAACCAGGAUUUCGACGACGACCACAGCAACUUCUAUCACACCGGCUGACGUCAGACUGUCUCGAUCUCGUAGCUUGGAUCGCAUCUCCAGAACUCGAUCUCGUGAAGACGUUAGGAGGGUGGAGAGAUCGGAUAGACGGGAGACAGGCAUCGAGAACAAUCGUAGGGUGGAAUCGAGACUUAGAAGCGAAAGCCAAGACCGCUUGAGACCUGCGUCCGAUCCUUCGACUCGACUUUCUCGAUCGCGAAACUCGAGGGUUGCGUUGCAGGAGCUUGAAAGAAGGAUGUUGCUCGAGAGGUCUACCGAUAGGCGACGCGAAAUAAACGGACGAGUAAAUGAUUCACGAGAACGUCUCGCACGAUCUUUGGAACGGCUAGCAUCUACGGAUUUCCGUCGAGAAAGGAACGAUCGAUCAUUGAGGGAUAGGCGAAAUGACCGUAUGCAGUUGGCGAUUACCAGACGCGAUUCUAGAUCGGAGCAAAAUCGUAGGUCUCUUACAGGACAACGAGAAGUAGCUGGUGAUCGAGAAAGAGUUAGUCGAUUGGAUCGUCGUAUGGACGCAAGGACGAACGAACGACGAGACUCUUCGCUUAGAUCGUUGAAACGGUUUGGAGAUGAAAUGGAACGACGAGAGAGAAACAACAGAUUGAAUUUGGCUCGUGAACGACGCGAAUCUCGACUCGACGUCAGGGCAUCUGAACGAGUUACUCGGGAUUCGUCUCGCGAUCGUAGCUCAGAACGACGAAUGCUCGUAGAAUCUAAAAGAAAUUUGGAAAGGAGAUCCACUUCUGUCGAAUCCAGGAAUCGUGAAGAAAUCAAAGCUGAUCGGAGAUUUUUGGAACAGAGAGCUAAUCGUCGACUUGUGGAACAGAGAGUAGAUCGCCGACUCAUGGAACGAAGAGCUGAUCGUCGACUUAUGGAACGAAAAACUGAUCGUGUUAUGGAACAAAAUGUUGAUCGUAGACUUAUCGAAAAAAGGAUGGAUCGUCAAGUUAUGGAACAGAGAACUGAUCGUCGAUUGAUGGACCAAAGAGCUGAUCGAUUUAUAGAACGAAAAGCUAACCAACGUCUCGUAGAACAAAGAACUGAUCGCCGACUUAUGGACCAAAGAGCUGAUCGAUCUAUAGAACGAAAAGCUAACCAACGUCUCGUAGAACAAAGCACUGAUCGCCGCCUUAUGGACCAAAGAGCUGAUCGAUCUAUAGAACGAAAAGCUAACCAACGUCUCGUAGAACAAAGCACUGAUCGCCGCCUUAUGGACCAAAGAGCUGAUCGAUCUAUAGAACGAAAAGCUAACCAACGUCUCGUAGAACAAAGCACUGAUCGCCGCCUUAUGGACCAAAGAGCUGAUCGAUCUAUAGAACGAAAAGCUAACCAACGUCUCGUAGAACAAAGCACUGAUCGCCGCCUUAUGGACCAAAGAGCUGAUCGAUCUAUCGAACGAAAAGCUAACCAACGUCUCAUGGAACCGAGAACUGAUCGCCGACUUAUGGCCCAAAGAGCUGAUCGAUCUAUGGAACGAAAAGCUAACCAACGUCUCAUGGAACAGAGAAUUGAUCGUCGACUGAUGGAACAGAGAACCGAUCGCCGACUGAUGGAACAAAGAGCUGAUCGUCGACUCAUGGAACGUCGUCUCGCAGAGUUAAGGACCGAUCGACGCGUUUUGAACUCAAAACGAUCUAUGAGACAAAGGUUUGACAUUGACGGACAAAGACGAAUUAGCACUACGCCUACUCUUCUCGCAAAUGACAUUCAAUUCAAUGAAAAGGAACAAAGAGACGCUGAAAGAGUUCGAACAGUUUUAAUAUUUUCACGAGAUAGAUCCCUAAACGAUAUUAAACGAUCUCGUUCCGUAGACAGAGAACACGUUCGCUCCAUAGACAGAGAUUCUCGCUCUCGAAGACAAUCAAACUCCCGAGAUUUAUCGGAAGAUUCAACAUUUCUCCGAAGGCAUAUCCGAUCGUCAAGGCUUCCGAUUCAAGAACGCAAUUCCAGAAUUCCUGUUAAUACACGUUCAUUAGCAAUGCGAGAUAAAGUUUUAAUCCAUAACAAUGAAUACGUACCUAGAAUGGGCAACAUGGAAUUCCUGAAACAAGAGAGUCACGUUUCGUUCGACAUUAUCCGCCAGGCAUUUGUAAUUGGUCUUUGUACAAUGUAUGGAUUAUCCAUUUUUUAUGGCAAACGUUCUUUCAUUCGCAACUUCGUGAGCCAGGCACCACAAUUCAUUCUAUGGUAGAAUCUUAUCCAAGAAGGAAUAACAAUUUGCUACUUCCAAGAUUUGCUUUUAAUCACUGUUUUAGUAUAAUAUUUUUUGGCAUUGCUAUGUAUUUAACAAGAAACUGUAUAUUAAUGUACAGCUGAUAAAUGUAUCCUGCAUAGAGAUAGAAAUGUGUCGCAUGUAUUUAAAAAUAUAUAUUUUGUCCGAAUAAAUUGUUCAAAUUAAA